Rhopalosiphum padi (bird cherry-oat aphid) is the source of this 1911-nucleotide messenger RNA. Its product is annotated as UDP-sugar transporter UST74c-like. The transcript is spliced from 4 exons. Gene Ontology annotation, molecular function: antiporter activity; GDP-fucose transmembrane transporter activity. Lineage: Eukaryota; Metazoa; Arthropoda; Insecta; Hemiptera; Aphididae. Gene Ontology annotation, cellular component: Golgi apparatus. Bases 733 to 1728 code for a protein of 331 amino acids. The record is from RefSeq and is a predicted model, not a curated record.
AGGUAAUCCUACCUAUCAUACAACUCAACACAUUUGUACUUGACGGUGUUAUCCACACCAAAUUCAUCAGCAAGCUUAAAUAUAAAUUCGACAACUUUUGGUUGAAACGAUCUGUACGGUUACAAGCAUAGACCUAUAAAGUAUAAAUGGCUACAAGUUGUAGUCACAAAACUUACUUACCACAGCCUGCGUUCUAUCCUACGUCUACAAAGGUUUUUUUUCUUCAUAAAAAUGUUGGUGCGCCUGCCCGGUUGAAGAUAAGUUAUCAGUUAUCUAUUUGACACCAUUGUAAUACAAUUUUAUUACUUCGUUAUUCGUUACACUAUUACAGUUCAGAAAUUAUAAAUUAGAAUAACUGAAUUAAAAAUUAAAAUGUCAUAUCUAUUCAGCUCAUUUGCUCUCGAUUUGUAGUUGUCGGUGAUCCAGUUUAUAAGACGAAAAUAGUAUAAUUAUUAAUUUAUACGAUUAUCAUGAACACCACGAUAACACUAAUAUUGAAGUGCUGAAUAGUUGGGCUGUCGGGAUGCUACUUACACAAAUGACAUCAUAGGUGACCAUAGCAAAUGAAGAUAAAAUAUCUUCAUUUUGCGUAGUGGACGAACGAAAAACGAACUCAUCAUAUGACUCCUAUAAGGGAUUUUGAUAUUUGUUUCACGAUGCAAACAGUAUCUAAACUACCUAUUAAGUGUUUUGUCAACAUGUGAUAGCCAGGUGACGGGUAAACGAUUAAAAAUGGUAGACACAAACACCAAGGAUGAAGAACCUCUAGUCGAAGACUCUUCAAUAAUUACAUCAUUUUCAAAAAUUAGUACGGCUCUCUUCUAUGCUGCUGCGUCUAUGUUAAUCACUGUAGUGAAUAAAUCUGUACUAACUAGUUAUGGGUUUCCGUCCUUCCAGUUUCUAGCCAUUUGCCAAAUGUUUAUGACAAUUUUUGUACUGUUCACAGCCAAAAGUCUUGGAAAACUAAAAUUUCCAGAUUUAAAUAGGCACACAUUUAAAGAUACGUUUCCAAUGCCUCUAAUAUAUUUAGGUAAUAUGGAGUUUGGUUUAGGCGGUACCAAAGAAUUAAGCUUACCAAUGUUCACCAUGUUAAGACGUUUCUCUAUACUGAUAACCAUGCUGGGUGAGUACUAUUUACUCAACAUUAGGCCCAAGUUUUCUGUCAAGAUAUCGGUUGGCAUGAUGGUGUCUGGUGCCAUUAUAGCAGCAAGUAACGACCUAGGAUUCAAUUUAAACGGAUACAUGUUUGUACUGUUUAAUGAUUUCCUGACUGCUGCAAAUGGAGUAUUCACAAAAAAAAAAUUAAACUCCAAAAAAGAAAUGGGCAAAUAUGGACUCAUGUAUUACUCAUCUUUGUUCAUGAUACCGCCUGCUUUAAUACUGUUAUAUUUUUCGGGCGAUCUAGAUAAAGUAUACAGAUUCAGUUAUUGGUUGCAUACACCGUUUUUAAUCCAAAUUUUCAUCUCAUCUAUAAUGGGCUUUAUUUUAAAUUAUAGCAUAAUGCUAUGUACUCAAUACAAUUCAGCUUUGACAACAACAAUUAUUGGAUGUCUUAAAAAUAUAUUUGUUACCUAUAUGGGUAUGUUUAUUGGUGGUGACUAUGUGUACACAUUGAAUAAUUUCAUUGGUAUUAAUAUCAGUGUUAUUGGUAGUCUAUUUUAUACUUAUGUUACAUUCAGACCAUCUUCACCAUCUCAAAUUAAGUUGCCAAAUACUAUAAAUGUAUAAAACUUUGUUUUACACAAUAUUGUCUGAUUUAUAUCAAAUUAAAUUUAUUAAUUAUAAUUUAUAAUACUAGUUACCUUUUAAAUUAUUGUAUUUUAUUUUUCAUUGUGUAUUUUACUUGUACGAGAACAAUAUAUUUGUUACCUUUUAAUUAUUGUUGGUAAUAAAUUGUAAUAUUUUAUUAAA